AUGUACGUAAUAUAUCCUGCAGAAGAAGUAGUUUCCCUUACGUACAGCUCGUACUCGCUGCCGCGGCCCAGGCAGCGGCCUACGCUUGACGUAUUAUUCGGGCCGCCGCCGCACGCGUCGACUAGCGCGAACUCCCAGCCCUCGACCCCCGCCCCGCCCCGGGCUGUGUGCUUCCCCAAAACGGCGCCCCCAGAGCCCGCGGAGCGCGCGCCGGCCUCGCCGACGCCGUCGCUCGAGCGGCCGGCAAAGCUGCGCGAGCGCACCAAAGCAAAACUGCUCAAAAAGCUGGGUCGCCAUGAUGAUAAUGAAUUUGGUAAAAUCAUCAGGACCCCUGCACCGGAUGAGUUCGAACUACCCGCUCCACUACCGACCCCAGCGUUCUCGAGGAAAAACAUUUUUGACAGGGACUUCGACGCUCUUUUUGAAGUAGCAAAUACGCCGCAGUUCGGUGCAAAUAUUCGUGUUACGACUCCAGAACCAGACCACCAUUCAGAUGCAUCGGGAGCGCAGUUUCCUUCGCCUGCGACCUCGUCCCUUAGUUUGCUCCCACCACGGCCGCACUCCGAACCAGCGAUUAAUCCUUCCCCUGUGCCAUCUAUCCGCACAUCCACGCCUUCGACACCAACACAGCGAUCAUCGUUUGAAGGUUCUAGUUCGAAGCCGAAGAAAAGAAGUUUCUUUCGUAAAUUCAGUUCAUCAAAGGAGCCAACACCGCCUAAAACAGUUACAAUGCAGCAACCACCAGUCGAGAUGGCUCUUCGUGAGUUAACUCAUCCAGCUCACAAUGAACAGUUGAAGAAUCAACAGCAAGUCACGUUCAAGUUAGUAAAAACAGUAUCAGACUUCACAACUCAACUGUCACAACUGUAUGAAAGACAUUCAGCUGAAAUGCAAGUACUCGUCGCCAACUUUCGCAAGCGGAACAGUGAACUUCGGAAAGAAAGGGCUUCAUGUCCAUCUUCGCUGUUCCAUACGUGGGAAACCUUACUGCAAGAAGUCGAAGCAGACGUGUUGGGUAGUAGCAAUGCUGCCACUUCUUUGGAACGUUUGGUGGCCACACCUCUCAUCGAUCGAACCUUUCACAUGAAAGUACAAGCACGAAAAUUAUUCGUCCAUCGUGAAGGCUGUGAAGUCAUAUUGGGAAAAGCGGACGAUCAAUUAAAUAAGGUCAUCCUUAGUCUGGUAGCCAUAUGUGCGCAUAUUAUAUGUGCAUUAUCAAUGUAA
Molecule: messenger RNA, 1224 nt
Organism: Parnassius apollo (apollo)
Lineage: Eukaryota; Metazoa; Arthropoda; Insecta; Lepidoptera; Papilionidae
Source: the annotation of a GenBank genome assembly